This is a messenger RNA of Vigna angularis (adzuki bean), 918 nucleotides long. RefSeq lists its product as uncharacterized. The transcript is spliced from 2 exons. Bases 108 to 737 code for a protein of 209 amino acids. Lineage: Eukaryota; Viridiplantae; Streptophyta; Magnoliopsida; Fabales; Fabaceae. The record is from RefSeq and is a predicted model, not a curated record.
AUGAAAGAGAAUCAAACACCACACAAGGUUUUCGCGCGCUCCGCAGAGCAUCACCAUGGCAGAACUAAGGAUUUACCGUCCAAGAGGUCUACAAAGGCACACGAUUCAUGAACCCUAACUUCUCACUUCUCUCGUUUUUCUUUUCUGUUUUCACUUUUAGAUUCAAUUUCUCGGCGUACCUUUCCUGUCGCCAGAUCGCCGAAAAGAGCUUGAAUGCGGCAUUUGCAUCGGUUUCUAAAGAUUCCGUGGAUUUAUCACCGUUCUCCGAGAUCUUAGAUACAAAUCGCAACGAAGAUCUCACAACCUUCUUAUUGGAAGAACCUUCAUCGGUGACUUUGCUUCCAUCUGAAUUAACUCCUAAAAAACUGACUGACAAGACGGGAAUUAUUAGUUCAACUAAUUGUACUGGUACAGAUGAAAUAGACUGUUCUAAGUUUAAUUCUGUGGAGGCUGAGAUUACUGUGAAUUUUCUCAGAAAUGUUAAAACUGAGUUCCUCAAUUCGGUUAAUGCUGCUCCCCAACGUAGAAUAGAGCUUUUGGAUAGAAUAAUUGAAUAUGUCAUAAGCGAUCUCCAAACCUAUACCCUGCCAGAGGAGAGUGAUCAGUUUGCUCAUUUGAUCUCUACGAAAAAGCGCAUGUUGUUUCUGUUUACCUUCAUUUGGGUAAUUGGAGUAUCAGCUGUUCUUUUCGUCACUUCAGAUACUCGUAGCCCUUACAGAGGACCAAGGCCGACGUGAAUCAUUAUAGCAAAAGGUUUAUGUGCUUUUAGAUUACGGGGAAGAGGGGUAUAAUUUUCAGUUAUGUAUCUAGUAAAUGUAUCUUUUAACUGUAAAUUCUGAUGAAAUAGAUAUAGCUCGUUCUUAGUCGUACACUUGAUUUAAAGUACUUAGAAAUUUAGAAUUACCCUGAAGUUGCAUU